AUGGAGGAGCUACCAGAUCCCACCACUGACCUGGAUUGGUCUGGUUACGUCGGGUCAAUCCAAUCGCAUUUCGCGGAGAAUGCAAGAAAAUAUCCAGACCGAAUAUGUGUGGUAGAAACGAAGUCGUCUGAAUCUCCGGAGAGGAGAUUCACAUACAGACAGAUCUACGAGGCAUCAAACACUCUCGCACAUUACCUUCAUGAUGCGGGAGUUACCAAUGGGGAUGUUGUGAUGGUCUGGGCACACCGGUCUGUUGACUUAGUUGUCAGCAUUAUGGGGACUUUGAUGUCUGCUGCAACUAUGAGCAUCCUCGAUCCUGCCUACCCACCAGCCAGGCAACAAAUAUAUCUAGAAGUCUCUCAGCCUUGCGCAUUGGUUAAUAUUGCAAGAGCAACGGACGAGGCUGGCCCUCUGGCGCCAACGGUACGAAAAUAUAUCGAUGAGGAGCUUAAGCUGAAGGCUGAAGUCCCGUCAUUGCGUAUUCAUAGCAAUGGGUUCUUGUCCGGGGGUGAGAUUGAAGGCCAGGACAUUUUUGGCCACGUCAGAUCGAAGGCGUCUUCUUCUCCAGAUUCGCUCGUAGGUCCUGACAGUAAUCCCACUCUCUCGUUCACCUCUGGCAGUGAAGGAAGACCUAAGGGUGUUCUGGGCCGUCAUUACAGUUUAGCCAAAUACUUUGGCUGGAUGGCUGAGAGGUUUGAGCUUACUUCAGAGAGUCGAUUUACUCUCCUGUCUGGAAUUGCGCAUGAUCCCGUCCAAAGAGAUAUUUUUACUCCUCUCUUUCUUGGCGCGCAAUUGUUGGUUCCCUCGAAGGAGGAUAUCCAACAUGAGAAGCUUGCAGAAUGGAUGGCUGAACACAAGCCUACAGUUACUCAUUUAACACCGGCAAUGGGUCAGAUUCUCGUUGGAGGCGCGUCGGCAAAAUUUCCAUCCUUAGACAGAGCCUUUUUCGUUGGCGACGUUUUGACUACGAGAGACUGUCGGAGUUUGAGGGAUCUUGCCGUCAACGUCAACAUAGUCAACAUGUAUGGGACCACAGAGACGCAGCGCGCAGUAAGUUACUAUGAAAUACCGAGCCGGGUGAAGGACCCUAAUUACUUGGACAAACUCAAGGAUACCGUACCAGCUGGCAAGGGUAUGAAGGAUGUUCAACUCCUGGUUGUCAAUCGUGAUGAUCGAGCCAAGCUAUGUAAGAUUGGAGAAGUAGGAGAGAUCUAUGUCCGCGCCGCCGGCCUUGCUGAGGGUUACAAAGGGGAUCAAGCUUUGAACGACCAAAAAUUCCUUAUGAACUGGUUCGUGGACAAUGAGAAAUGGGUCGAAGCUGACAAGAAGGACGACAAAAACGAGCCGUGGAGGAAGUACUACCUUGGCCCAAGGGAUAGACUUUACCGGACUGGUGACCUCGGUAAAUACCUAGAAACGGGGGAUGUGGAGUGCACCGGUCGUGCUGAUGACCAGGUCAAGAUCCGCGGUUUCCGAAUCGAGCUUAAUGAUAUCGACAAUAAUUUGCGCCAACACCCGUUGAUUAGAGACUGCAAAACUCUUGUCCGGAGAGAUCGAGACGAGGAGCCCACACUUGCGAGUUACAUUGUCCCUGAACUAAAACAGUGGCCACAAUGGUUGAAAGAUCGAGGCAUCGAGGAUAUUGAGGACGAAGGAACUGAUAUUGGCCCUGUGGUUAUCUAUACGAAACGGUUCAGACGAAUGCAAACGGAGGUACGGGAUCAUUUGAAAGAUCGCUUACCUGGCUACGCUGUUCCGACGAUUUUCAUAGUCCUUAAUAAGCUGCCACUUAAUCCUAAUGGGAAAGUCGACAAGCAGAAACUCCCGUUCCCUGACAUUGCAGAACAGUCUGUGCCAGCUUCUUCAGAAGACUUGAGGAGAUGGGAGUCAAUGUCUGAGACGGAACGGGCUGUUGCAACCAAGUGGGCCAAUCUCAUUCGCGGCGUGAACGCAAAAACUAUUACCCUACAGAAUGACUUCUUCGAUCUUGGAGGCCACAGCAUAUUGGCUCAGCAGAUGCUACUGACUGUCCGCAAAGAAAUGGGAGCGAAUAUCUCAAUAAAUACACUCUACGAGUACCCAAGCCUAGGUGGAUUUAGUGCUCAAGUUGACAAACAACUUAACAUAAAGAACAGCAUGGUCAAAGCUGGUGCCGCUGCGGAGGAGGAGAAAGAUUCCAUCUAUUCCAAGUCUCUGGAAGACCUCCUCAAGCAGCUGCCAGCUACUUAUCAAACAGCGGACGCAGAUGCUAUCCGCAAAUCCCAUCAGCCUACAGUCUUUCUUACUGGUGCAACUGGCUUUUUAGGCACUUACAUUAUCAAGGACAUACUGGAGAGAACCAGCCGUAUUAUAAAGCUGAUUGUCCACGUGAGGAGUGUCAAGGACUCCCGAGCUGCACUUGAUCGGCUACGAAGAUCCUUACAGGGCUAUGGCUUAUGGCAAGCGGAGUGGGCGGGCCGAUUAAGCUUCGUUGUCGGAGAUUUAUCGAAACCACAACUUGGCAUUGACCAGCAAAAUUGGCAGGCCUUGGCCAAGGAAGUCGAUCUGGUUAUUCACAAUGGCGCGGCGGUCCACUGGGUUAGACCGUACAAUGAUCUGGUGGCGUCAAAUGUCCUUUCGACGCUCGACGCGAUGAGGCUUUGCAAUGAAGGGAAACCAAAAAUGUUCACAUUUGUUAGCUCCACAAGUGUACUCGACACAGGUCACUAUGUUAAACUCUCAGAUCAGCACCUUAGUACAGGUCGAGAUGCAAUUUCAGAAGAUGAUGACAUGGAGGGCAGUCGAACUGGUCUGGGAACUGGCUACGGGCAAACAAAAUGGGUAUCUGAACAACUCGUCCGUGCAGCGGGAAAGAGGGGCCUCCUAGGCUCUGUAGUUCGACCAGGGUACAUUCUCGGCGACGUAGAGACAGGCGUUUGUAAUACUGAUGACUUCUUGAUCCGUAUGUUGAAGGGCUGCAUUCAAUUAUCUAGUCGGCCACGUAUCAUCAACACCGUCAACUCUGUCCCGGUAAAGCAUGUUGCUCGUGUGGUUGUGGCUGCCGCUCUCAAUCCCAUCCCAGGUGGCGUGCAUGUCGUGCAUGUCACUGGUCACCCACGACUACGUAUGAAUGAAUACCUCUCCCUUCUCGAAUACUAUGGCUACAAAGUUCCCGAGGUCGAUUAUGACAUUUGGAAGGACGAGCUAGAAAAAUACAUCUCAGCCGGCGGCGUAGAGAAGGAUCAUGAACAACACGCCCUAAUGCCGCUCUACCAUUUCUGUGUCAACGAUCUCCCUGCUACAACUCGAGCUCCAGAACUUGAUGACAGAAAUGCUGUCAAAAUUCUGAAAGCAGAUGCUGAAAAUUGGACUGAUGUAGAUGAAAGUGCUGGGUAUGGUAUCACUAGGGAAGAUGUUGGCAGGUACUUGAGCUACUUAUCAGAGAUCGGGUUUGUGAGCCGGCCGUCAUCUAAAGGCCGGCCGUUGCCUAAAGUCAGUGUCAGUCCAACGCAGCUGGAAGCGUUGGGAGCAGUAGGAGGCCGUGGUGGUAUACCCAAAUGA
Molecule: messenger RNA, 3540 nt
Organism: Histoplasma mississippiense
Lineage: Eukaryota; Fungi; Ascomycota; Eurotiomycetes; Onygenales; Ajellomycetaceae
Product: L-aminoadipate-semialdehyde dehydrogenase large subunit
Exons: 2
Coding region: 1-3540 (1179 amino acids)
Biological process (GO): L-lysine biosynthetic process
Molecular function (GO): phosphopantetheine binding; L-aminoadipate-semialdehyde dehydrogenase [NAD(P)+] activity
Source: RefSeq, a predicted model, not a curated record